Molecule: messenger RNA, 2331 nt
Organism: Candidozyma duobushaemuli
Lineage: Eukaryota; Fungi; Ascomycota; Pichiomycetes; Serinales; Metschnikowiaceae
Gene: LEU1
Product: 3-isopropylmalate dehydratase
Exons: 1
Coding region: 1-2331 (776 amino acids)
Biological process (GO): L-leucine biosynthetic process
Cellular component (GO): 3-isopropylmalate dehydratase complex
Molecular function (GO): 3-isopropylmalate dehydratase activity; 4 iron, 4 sulfur cluster binding
Source: RefSeq, a predicted model, not a curated record
AUGCCCAUUUCUGCCAAUCCCAAAACCCUCUACGACAAGGUUUUCGAGGACCACAUUGUCCACAAGGACGAAAGCGGCUCGUACCUUCUCUACAUCGACCGUCAUCUCGUCCACGAGGUGACAUCGCCCCAGGCUUUUGAAGGCCUCAAGAACGCCAGCAGAAAAGUCAGAAGAACAGAUUGCACUUUGGCAACCGUGGACCACAACAUCCCCACGGUGCCCCGUACCAACUUCAAGAAUGUCGAGACUUUUGUCGAACAGGAGGACUCCAAGCUCCAGGUGAUGACCCUAGAACAGAACGUCAAGGACUUUGGUGUCACCUACUUUGGCAUGACCGACGACCGUCAAGGUAUCGUCCAUGUGAUUGGCCCAGAGCAGGGCUUCACGCUCCCCGGCACGACGAUGGUCUGCGGAGACUCCCACACUUCCACACACGGCGCCUUUGGUGCCUUGGCUUUCGGUAUUGGUACCUCUGAGGUGGAGCACGUUUUGGCGACCCAGACGAUUAUCCAGGCCAAGUCGAAAAACAUGAGAAUCAGCGUCAACGGCGACUUGCUGCCGGGCAUCACCUCCAAGGAUCUUGUUUUGCAUGUCAUUGGUGUCAUUGGUACUGCUGGUGGUACCGGUUGUGUUAUUGAGUUUGCUGGCACUGCCAUUGAGGCUCUUUCCAUGGAGGCCCGUAUGUCCAUCUGUAACAUGUCCAUUGAGGCCGGAGCCCGUGCCGGUAUGAUCAAGCCUGACGAAAUCACCUUCAACUACUUGAAGGGCCGUCCUUUGGCUCCUAAGGGCGCCGAGUGGGACAAGGCUGUCAAGUACUGGAGCACCUUGCAUUCCGACGAAGGCGCCCAUUUCGACUACGACAUCAACAUCAACGCCGCCGACAUUGUGCCCACCAUCACCUGGGGUAACUCUCCUCAGGACGCCUUGCCCAUUACUGCCAAGGUUCCAGACCCAGCCAACGUGGAGGACCCUAUCAAGAAGACUGGUAUGGAGCGUGCUCUUGCCUACCAGGGUCUCACGCCCAACACGCCGCUUGAAGAGAUCAAGAUCGACAAGGCCUUUAUUGGUUCGUGCACAAACUCCCGUAUUGAGGACUUGAGAAACGCUGCUAGAGUAGCCAAGGGCCACAAGAAGGCUGACAACGUCAAGUUGGUGCUUGUGGUGCCUGGCUCUGGUCUUGUGAAGAGCCAGGCCGAGAAGGAAGGUCUUGAUAAGAUUUUCGAGGCUGCUGGUUUCUCGUGGAGAGAGGCUGGUUGUUCAAUGUGUUUGGGCAUGAACCCAGACAUUCUUGAUCCCGAAGAGAGAUGUGCUUCUACUUCCAACAGAAACUUCGAGGGCCGUCAAGGUGCCAAGUCUAGAACCCACUUGAUGUCUCCAGCCAUGGCUGCCGCUGCUGCUAUUAAGGGCCACUUUACGGAUAUCCGUGAGUGGGAAUACGACACUUCUGACGAGCCAGCUAUGCAAAUCGACUCCUCCGGUCCUGAAGACCAGGAUUUGCAAGACGCUGUAUACGAUCACGAAAAGCAGCCUCUCGAAUCUUCCGAGUCUCUUGAGGAGGACAGAAUCAACGAUGUUCCUCAGGAACAAGAAGCCUCCCUCACGGUGGACCCCAAGAAGCCAGUUCCAGCAGGAAUGGACAAAUUCACCGUUCUCUCCGGUAUCACAGCGCCUUUGGACAAGGCCAACGUCGACACGGACGCCAUCAUCCCCAAGCAGUUUCUCAAAACCAUCAAGAGAACCGGCCUCAGUAAAGGUCUUUUCUACGAGUUGAGAUUCAACAAGGACGCCCAGGGCAAGGACGUGGAAACCGACUUUGCCCUCAACGUGGAGCCUUACCGUAAAGCCGAGAUCUUGUUGGUCACUGGUGACAACUUUGGCUGUGGUUCCUCCCGUGAGCAUGCUCCUUGGGCUCUCAAGGACUUUGGCAUCAAGUGUAUGAUUGCUCCUUCGUUCGGUGACAUUUUCUACAACAACUCGUGCAAGAACGGCUUGUUGCCCAUCAGAUUGCCUCAGGAGGUGAUCACGGAGAAAUUGUAUCCACUUGCAGUUGCCGGCAAGAACCUCACGGUGGACUUGCCCCAGCAGCAGAUCCGUAACGCCGAGACCGACGAGGUUUUGGUGGAGCAUUUCGACAUUGAGGAGUUCAGAAAGCACUGUCUUGUGAACGGUCUCGACGACAUUGGCUUGACCAUGCAGAAGGAAGAGUACAUCCGCAAGUACGAGGAGAAGAGAAGAGACAAGUUUUCAUUCUUGGAGGGCGGCUCCAAGCGCAUCACCCCCGUCCGUGGCGCCAAGAAGUCCAAGUACGGACUCAAGACCCAGGAGUGGUAG